ACAUUGUUAUUUGCACGGCUUUUAUUUGUUUACUUAUGUGACAAUGAUUAACGAAAGCAUAAAGGAUUUAAUACAAAACUGCUUACUACCAGAAUUAAAGGAAAAUUUCGAUUCUGCACUCAUUAACAAGGAGUGUUUCAAAUCCUACCAUGAAUGCUUACUUGUACAACUACCUGUAAUUUUCGAUUGGAUGCAUGAACAAGAGAAAUGGUUAUUUUCUAGUAACGAAAAUGAUCAUGAAAAACAGGAUAUUCAAGGUCAACUAAUAAUUUUGCUCAGUGAAUUGUCCGGAUUGUCCUCUUAUGAAGCCAUUUACAAUUUGGAUAGCAAUUCGCAGCUCUUAACACAUGUUGAAAGACUUUUAAAUCGUUUCGAAAUAAGAAUGUCUGCUAAAGCGGAGGAAAUUAUUUUUAAUUACUAUAAAGACAAAUUACACAAAGACAAAUGGAAGAGAAAUUUGGGAACAAUCCACGGUUUUACGCGUUAUUUAGAACAUCGUUUUCAAGGUUCGUUUGGUAUGACUCAACUAUCCUUAAAUUUUUCUUUAGCAGCAGCUUUAAAUGUAAGAACUUGUCAUGAGUCACACUACAAAUAUUUAAGUACAAAAAUUUUCCACACUAUGCUUGAUCAAGGUAACGCAAAUGACAUACGUAAAACGAAUAUACAUAGCGUUAUAUACGAUGCUGCACUAAAAGACAUCUACAUAAUGGAUUCUUUGCUCUUUGUGAAAUCGUUAUGGAACUGUUUAUUGAAAUGCUUAAAUUUUUAUUCCGAGAUUGAUAGUUUUACGUGGAGUCAGGUGGACGAUCUCUUAGAAGUGCUUAUACGCAACGUUACUCUCGCACCUGAUAGUUCAACUUCUUUACAAUUAACAACGUUUAUUAAUAGGUUAAUGGUGUACUUUGCCAUUAAUAAUCGAGAACUCGAGGAAAAAUUAAAAACCGACCUAACAAAAGUGAACUGUUUAAAAGAUUGUCGUUUGUUAUUUUCCCAAAACACAAGUUAUACGUGUUACCGCUGGGCUAAAAGUAUAUUGCAAAUGUUUAUUUUGGAAUCUCACAAGUUAAAGCAAUCUCCAGACACCUCUUUAAAAUUAUUAAAUGAAUUACAUCACUGCUAUCUCGUUACGAUCUUCCCCAUAAAUCUGUGCAUUAUAGAGUCUCACUUAGUCGAGUUCAUGGAAAAAUUUAAUAUUAUUUUGAUGGAAGUUGUUAGAAUUCAGAAAGAAAAUGAAACUGUCUUGAAGGCUAUCACGGACCUUUUGGAGACUUUUUAUUUGCAUUUGGAGAACUGCUCAAAAUCUUCAAAAUUGCUUAAGUAUAAAAAUGCGUAUUGUGAACUUUUUAAACAUCCGCCAUUUCUCAGUUAUGUCUCUGUAAUAUGAUCAUGUAAAACAAAUUUAUUUUGAAAGAAAACAACAUAAUAAAAAUAAGAAAUCAUGAAAUAAUUUUUUUCCCC
Glossina fuscipes is the source of this 1458-nucleotide messenger RNA. RefSeq lists its product as uncharacterized. The transcript is spliced from 7 exons. Bases 44 to 1384 code for a protein of 446 amino acids. The record is from RefSeq and is a predicted model, not a curated record. Lineage: Eukaryota; Metazoa; Arthropoda; Insecta; Diptera; Glossinidae.